AUCAUUUCAGGUACAUGUGGACCUCCGCUGAUGAGUCGUCUUCUGUUUUGAUGGCUGGGUUUUAUUCUUGGGUUGUCUCACUGGCACUGUCGGUGGUCCAGUUUUGAACUGCAGAUGAGGGGCUAGUUCUAUUUCGCUCUAAGCGUGACCCGCCACUUCCUUCACGCAAUCCAAACAAACUGCAAUCACUCCACUUCCUGUCACGGCCCAUCUUCCAUUCCAGCCACUUCCUGUCUAAUGACAGACUGCCAUCAACAAAUGACACCAGCGUGUGUGUGUGUGUGUGUGUGUGUGUGUGUGUGUGUGUGUGUGUGUGUGUGUGUGUGUGUGUGCGUUUCAGUACACAAUUGUCACCAUGUCACAGCUGCCCGCCUCAAUGCCAUCAGGGACUGUUAGCUUUUAAGGUUAUAAUGACCUCUGCAUGACCCAACCAAAGACCCCGCCCCUUUUUUCUAAUCAGCAAAGCUAAUUCAUCUAAGGAAAGGAUUGAGGACAGAAAGUUGGAAGGAAGGAAAAUGGAAGAAUGGAUGAACGGAUGAAAGGAACCCAAAAAAGGAUGUUAUGAAAGAAAAUAAGGAUGGAAUUAUGAAAGGUCGUAAGGUCAAAAGAGGAUGUAAGUUAAGGAGGAAGGACAGAAGGAAGAGUGGAUGGAAGGAUUAACAAAGGAAACCAGCAUGCAUGAAAGGAAAGCAGGAAGGAAAGAAAAGAGAAAGACUGGGUGAUGCAACAAAAGAUUAAUGGGAGGAAGGAAACUAGGAUGUAUGGAAGGAAGGAAGCAAGGAAGGGAGGAACGAAGGAAGCAAGGAAACGAGGAUUUGUUGCAAUGAGGAAGGAGGCCAUUUAGAGCAGUUGCCAGGUGCGAGUGCUUUUUAAAAAUGUAAUUUGUCAGAAGUGUAAAAAUGGUCAAAGGAAAAAUGUGGAAAUGUUGACUCCUAUUUCCACAUGGAAACGUUACAUUUUUAACGUAGUACAAUCGUGUCCCGUUGAUGUCAAAAGUAAUCUCGUUGGCCGCUGUGCUGACCAAAUAAUGUGCGCGUGGGUGUGUCUUUCAGUCACAAUUUGAUCUUGAUGAUGAUGAAGAUAAGAAAGGAGUGAAAAGGAAGUCCGAAUCACAAAGACGGGAAACGAGAACGGCCCAGCUUCUGCGUGCGCGCGUGGGCACGUACACGCACACGCCUCAUAAAACACAACAAUGAAGGUGCCCUCGCGCAAAUCCAUUUGUGACCACCGGCUGUGUGCGUGCGUGCGCGCCGCGUGUGGGCGGGCGUGCAGACGUGAUUUCAUUUGCGAGCGUCUCGGCUGGAGAAUGAGAAUGAGGAGGCCGACGAGAAGGAGGAGGAGGAGGAGAGAAGGAGGACGAAGAGGACAGAGGUUGGCGAGCGCUCCGAAGAAGGUGAUUGUGCCGCGUCUUCAUCUCAACAGGUGUGUACAUGCAAAGGUGUCCAUGGCGACUUGCGUGUUCGCGUUGGUGAGUGUGUAUGUGUUAGCAUGUGCAGCAUCCAACAUAGACACGCGCUUCCCGCUGCUGAAGACGGGAGCAGACGGAACUUUGUUUGGACUUUCCGUCGCUCUGCAUCUCGACCUCAAGUCACGCACACACCUUUUAUUGGUCGGCGCACCGAGGGAGAGGGCGGAGCCUGGUGUGCCGGCCAAUCGAACCGGGGGCGUGUACAUCUGCCCGAUCACUAGCGACCAAUCGGAUUGCAGGAGGCUGCCGCUCAUCAAGCCAGACCUGGAGCCAUCCGAGGACUUGGUGGAGGACAUGUGGCUGGGCGUGACGCUGGCCAGUGAGGGGCCACCUGGGGGGCGGGUUCUGGUGUGCGGCCAUCGCUUUGUGAAGAUUUACGGUGCGUUCAAACUGAGACACAUGAUCGGCCGCUGUUAUCUCCGCGGUAACGAUCUGCGCCACACUGAGGCCGACGAACAGGUCUGCAGUCACCUGGGCGACAUGCGCGGAGAGGUCAUGUGUAACUCGGGAAUGUCUGCCGCCAUCUUUCGUCAUGACAUCAUCAUCGGAUCGCCGGGAAGUUACCAAUGGCAAGGAAACAUCCAUGUAAGAUGGAACAAUCCUGAUGAUGUCUUUGACACCAGGAGUAGCUCCUUCCCAAAUCUGCAACGCAGGAACAUCUACUUAGGUUAUUCAGUCACUCAGGCAGCAGGUCUUCUCUCACAGGAUGACAUCACGAUAGUAACAGGCGCUCCAAAAGACACCAAAGAGGACGCUCGUGGAUCAGUGCUGCUGGCGGUCAAAGCCGGCGGCAGUGGUUUGCUGGCCAUCCGGCAGACGCUGCGAGGAGAGCAGACAGGCUCGUACUUCGGGAACGCCGUGGCCGCCGCAGACCUGGACAACGACGGGUGGUGCGACCUGCUGGUGGGCGCGCCUUUCUACUUCCGGCGGCAGCAGGAAGUGGGCGGGGCGGUUUACGUGUACAUGAACGUGAGGGGGCACUUCCGCUCAAUACCCACUUUGGUGCUGAAGGGGCCGCCUGCUUCGGCGUUCGGAAUGGCCGUCGCCCAUGCUGGGGAUCUCGACCAAGACGGUUUCCAGGACUUUGCAGUGGGCGCUCCGUUCCAGGGAACAGGAAGUGUUAUGAUCUGGCGCGGGAGCAGCACCGGCAUCUCCACUCAACCCAGCCAGGUUAUCAGCGGAAGCAGUUUGUCGCCUCGUUUCUCCACUUUUGGGUUCUCGUUGUCCGCCGGACUGGACGUGGACGGCAACAAACAUCCAGACCUCCUGGUUGGCUCCCUGGAUGACACCGCAGUCCUGCUCAGAACUCGUCCGGUGAUCCACCUCAACAAAACCAUAAGUGUGUCCCCAAAUAGAGUCAACCCCAACACUUGCGACUUUUGUAUUGAGGUGGAGGUGUGUUUCUCAUACACGCGCAGCACUGGCGAGACGAAAAACCAAGACAGCAUCACCAUCCAUUUCACCGUGGCGGCAGAUGUCAGCAGCCUGAACCCCCGUCUACGUUUUCGUGGCAAUGGUCAGAGCGUGUACGCCGGUUUCAUGCUGGUUUCUCAGCAUCGCUGCAGAACUCUGAGCGUCGGACUGCUGACUCCGGUCCGAGACAAAAUGGAAGCAUUGGUGUUCUCGCUCAACGCGUCUCUACACCAGAAGAUGUCCAAGAACAGAGACCCCCUCCAGGACCUGGCAGCCUUCCCCGUGCUCAGCCACAGACCUCGACCAGUCCAAACUCAGGUUCACAUUCAGAAGUACUGCGGUUCCGAUAACCGUUGCCACAGCAACCUGCAGAUGGCGGCCCACUUCACUGACUCCAGGCAGCAGCCACUGCGCAUCUGUUCUGGUCGUCAAGUGUGGUUCUACGAGGGCAGCGCAGACCGUCUUCUGCUGCGGGUCAACAUUAGCAACACGGCAGAGGACGCUCACUUGGCCAUUCUCAACGUUAGCGUCCCGCCUGCACUGGUCUACUCCGGAGUCCGGACAAAGGGUGGUGUCCAGGAAGUUCAAUGUUCUGUGGAAGGCUCUGCGGUUCUGUGCGAGCUGGGGAACCCAUUCAAAGCCAACCGAACAGUUGAGGUGUGGAUCAUUUUGGAGCCUUCAGAGAUCAGUUGGGACACUCGGGAGGUGGAAGUACUGCUGCAGAUGUCCACACUCAGCGAGCAGACAGACUUGUCUCCAGUCUGGGUCUCCUUGAUGGUCAACUACACGGUAGACAUGUCCCUCACAUUGACCAGUCAGCCGGGCCCUGCACCUUUCAGCGGUCACGUUUUGGGCGAGAGUGCCAUGAGGACCACGGAGGAUGUGGGCCCUCUGCUUCUCUUUACCUUCCAGGUGCAUGUGGGCGGGAGGCCGCCCGAUCGCCGGGGCAACCUGGAGCUGGCGUUCGAAUGGCCGAGCGAGCUGUCCAACGGGAAGUGGCUGCUCUACCUAACAGAGAUCUCGCUGAACGGAAGCGCCGAGUCGCGAUGCCUUCCGCCUGGCAACGUGCUCAACCCGCUACGCCUCAAGCUUUCCCGAGAGGAGAGUGCGGGGAGGGAGAGGCAGAGUCCAAGACAAGAAGACGAAGUGCGGAAGGACGAACGAGCAGGCCGCAGCCCACCUCACACCAACAAGUCUUACAUCCUGGACUGCAGGAACGGCGGUGCCAAGUGUGUACACUUCGUGUGUCGCCUGUCGCACGUCAAGAAGAGCGCUAGUGUGACUCUGCGAGCACGUCUCUGGAAGGCCACCAUGUUGGAGCACUACAUGGACGCCAGGGCCGUGCUGCUCCGGGGACAGGCAACCCUCAGGCUGGGCGCCAUCAGCACGGAGACCCCCAGUGCACAGAUGGAGGUCUAUGCUUACCCUGACCUGGAGAGGUGGGAGGGCAGCGGUGCCCCCUUGUGGACGAUUGUAGCAGCCGUCCUGGCUGGACUGGGCCUGCUGGCCCUCAUCUGCAUGCUGCUGUGGAAGUGCGGCUUCUUUUUGCGCCGUCGCUCAUGGCGAGCGGCGGCCCAGUACCAGGGUCGGAUCUUGGCGGCGGAGGAGCGCCACGAGGGCCAGGACGCCGUCUUGACCAGAACCAAACCCAAACAGUGGCGCACCUGGACCGCCGUGGACUGAAGCCCCACCGAAAGACCUCAUACUUGUAACUAAGCGGAACUCUCUCGUCAGCGGGCAUCACCAACAUGGUGGUCACUCCUGAUGACCACACGAUGCCUGCGCCCUCACCGCUGAGAUGUGUCUUGAUUUUAAAAUUUUUUUACGUUUGCUUUGGAUAUGACAAUGUUUGUGAAAAACUAGUAUGGUUCAAAGGUCAGUAUUGCAACACCUGAAAUAAUUUCAGCAAAUGUGUUCUUUCCCAAGUGUGUACGGUGGUCACCUUUCAUCAGUAGCAGCUCUCACUUCCCAAAACGUGUGACCUCUGCUUUAGCGUGUGUGCGUGGGCUGUGGUUCUGUGUCGUCUGCGUUUGAAUGUCAUGACUGAAGAUUGUAAAUUACCAUAUUGACGGAGAGCUCAGAAAUGAGGUGUUUGUAUUGUUGGUUGUGUAGAAUUCAGAAUUGUCCGUCCUCUGGUUGCUAAUGCUAUGCUAAGCUCAUGAGUCUGGCAGUCUGUUUAUUGGUGUUUUGAAAACUUGGUGAUGUCAAACUUAACUGUGGAUUAAAUAAAUUCAUCUGUCAA
Molecule: messenger RNA, 5123 nt
Organism: Hippocampus comes (tiger tail seahorse)
Lineage: Eukaryota; Metazoa; Chordata; Actinopteri; Syngnathiformes; Syngnathidae
Product: integrin alpha-3-like
Exons: 28
Coding region: 1193-4564 (1123 amino acids)
Biological process (GO): cell adhesion mediated by integrin; leukocyte migration; integrin-mediated signaling pathway
Cellular component (GO): integrin complex; external side of plasma membrane
Molecular function (GO): integrin binding
Source: RefSeq, a predicted model, not a curated record